Messenger RNA from Colletotrichum karsti, 5466 nucleotides. RefSeq names its product RasGEF domain-containing protein. Gene Ontology annotation, molecular function: guanyl-nucleotide exchange factor activity. Gene Ontology annotation, biological process: positive regulation of GTPase activity; Ras protein signal transduction. NCBI's taxonomy places the organism in Eukaryota, Fungi, Ascomycota, Sordariomycetes, Glomerellales, Glomerellaceae. The record is from RefSeq and is a predicted model, not a curated record. Gene Ontology annotation, cellular component: plasma membrane. The transcript is spliced from 2 exons. The coding region runs from base 1 to 5466 and encodes 1821 amino acids.
AUGGAGGCCACCGAACCGCUGUCUUCUCCAACCGGACGCGGCUUCAGCGUGCGCUCUCCCCAAUCGCCUCGCUCUCCCCGCUCUCCCCUACGCGAUCAGCCUCCCCACAGCCCCUUGAGCCCGAGAAGCCCGAUUUUCAGCAACACGAGGUUUGGGAAGCCGCCCAAGUCGGCCGGAGGAAAAGAGGGCUCCGGAGCCAUUACGGGAGGAAAAUGGACCAGCAAAAUGCGCCUGCCCGGCUCCUCGACCGCGAAGCCGUUGGUCCCUGUGACGGAGAAAAAGUCCGAGGAAUGGAAUCAGUCGCCUGCCCGCCGCUUGAGGGCCGACAGCGCAGCCGACGACUACAAGUUUGAUAUAACGCCUGACGGAGGGUCUGCUGGUCGGGAAGGAAGACAAUUCACGGUCUCCAACGUGGGGAAUAACGGAAGGAUAUACCUCAGACCAACAGUCCGGCCCGCCAACCAGAGAUUCCCUCAGCCAAACUUUGUCUUUCCCAUAACGCCACCUGGGACUGCUGGCCUCGAUGCCCUGACCGAAAAGCAGAGACAGCAAGACGCGACCAACGCUCACCUCAGCCAGUGGAUCGCCACCCCACCGACUCCCGCAACGCCUGCAACGGCUGCCGCCAACAAGCGCUACUUUUCCAGUCACGCCCCGCGACCUUCUCAACAUAGACGUGCUCAUUCCGACUCGACGGCACAUGAUGGCGCGACGAGCAGGAACUCCGAGGCCGAGGGCUUCAAGAUCGUCAUCUCAAAGCCGGGUGACGAGAAGCGGUCAAAGACGACGGAAGAUCUGGACGCACCUCACAUUCCGCUGUUAGACAUCGAGAUUCCGAAUUGGAAAUUGGGCAACCCGCGGUUUACCGCUAGAGGAACCGCCUUCUUUAGAGGGUCGAGUUAUGCGCCGACAGACGAGUUUCCGCGCUCCAGCAAUGUCUCUUUUCUUCACCGGACUCCCACGGGCGAGCUCACUCCAAAGAUGCCCGAGUCGAUCACGUCCAGGAAGCUGAGCCCCAUCUCGAUUCCUCAAAUACGUCUACCACCCUUGGGAGACAUGGGGCCGCCCAUGUCCUUCAGUCCAGCUCCCAUGACAACGCCCCAGUUACCUCUCGCCCGCUCAACCUACAUGUCGACCCAUCUGGUCAUUGAGCCAGCCAUGUUUGACGCUCUAACCUUCAAGCCAACAUGCGACGACAGAUCGAUAGUACGCUACUCGCCAUCCACAGGCGCCGUCACCGCUGCGACGCCCCCUCGCCUUGUGGCUGAGAUCACCUCACCAAGCUUCUUGGACUAUGAGCUCAUCUCCGACUUUUUCCUCACGUAUCGAGCCUUCAUGGAGCCGUCCGACCUGCUGAAGUUAAUUUUGGCUCGUAUGCGAUGGGCGCUUGGCCGAAAUGAUGAGAUUGGCAUGGUUGUACGAGUUCGAACUUUUGUCGCCAUUCGUCAUUGGAUCUUGAACUACUUCAUGGACGACUUUGUCAUCGAAUAUGGUCUUCGAGUGACGUUCUGCAACCUGUUGAAUGACAUGGUUGACGAGUUAUCGACCGACCCCCGUGGGCGCAAGGUGCAACUUAAGAUUCUGGCCGAACUGAAGAAGUGCUGGCGACGAGUGUGCGCCCAGUUCUGGGACGGUCCUGAGUUUGAACCUUCCCUGGGACCUAACGUGCCCAUUGCCCCGGGCGGCAUAGCUGGACACCGAAACGCCAAUCUAGACCCAUCUUUUUGGGAGCAGGACAAUGCUGCCCCCCAGCUCGACGGCCUCUUCGCCCCUAUCAUAGAAGACAAGGAACAGACAAGCUUCUACGCAGAUGUCUCUCGCGCCGGGCACAUCGGGGACUCUCAGCCGGUUUUGCAGCGACCUUCCACGCCUGAGAACAACGAUGCCCAGACAUUCGACAGGAGGCAAGCGGCAUCACCCACGAGCAUUGCCAGCAUGGACGUUAUUUCUUGCUCGUUCCCUGGUAAGACCGCGCGGACGAUCCAGCCUGGAAAUCCGUCUUUGGGCAUUCACCCUGUUGUUACUUCCAGUUCGGUCUAUUCGAGUGCUGGGCCAGUAGCUACAACGCCAAGAGCUCUCGUGGGGAAGCGAGUAAGGCCAGGGCAGGGACACAAGAGGAGUGGAAGCUUGACGGACUCGCUCAGAGAGAGGGAAAAUCCAGCUGAAAAGACGGACCUUCAAGAGACUGACUUUCUGAUGUCUCUCCCCUUUGCGGGCAGCCUCGUUCGAGGUAACCUGAUGCCACCUGGCCAGCCAUACGUUGAGAUCAUGUCUCCUAGUACGGGAGAGUUCCAGCGACAGACAACCAUUUUCCAGGUGCCGCCAGAGGAAAGAAGCGCGGCAUCCGCAAUGUCUGGUCAGGGUAUGAGAAGACUGAUAGGCAGUGUACGACGUGCGCUCAGUACGAGAGGGCAAGGCGUGUCCCCGACACAAGGCAACUUCAUCAAUAUUUCGCCCAUAGGACCCCGUGGCGCUACCACCAACAGAUUGCCAGGUACUGCUAUCGUCCCGCAAGCCAGGCCCCAACUCAAUGGUGUUCGCCCUCCGGUCCGAAUUGAUCUGCUGGGUGCAGAGACUGUCGAAGAGUUCAAGAAGGCUGUUCGAGAGGACGCCGCUGUUGAGGCUGCUGCCGAUGCUGAGAGGCGCGGGUAUCUCAAUCCCACCCUGGGAGCGCUUCAGAGCGCGCUACCCGACGGAGUGCUCGACCACUCAGCACCUCACAUACUCUCAGCCUUCGGCAGCAGCGUCCCGGAAAACGACACUCUCAGGCCUGUUAGCGACAUGGCGAUUACAACUGGAAGCAAGUCGAUAGUAAUUGUGGAUGACACAGUGUCUUUUGCUCUUCCCGCUAUGCAUGGAGCGCUCCCAGCCAACGAGUCUGUCGAGGCAUUCGCAGAGACGUUCAUGCCGACCGGUGCGGAUCCAACACCGCCGAGUACGCCGCCUGGACACCCCAUGGGCACCCCUCGACGAUCGUCGUAUCUACUCAACCAGCAUGUCAUGAGACCGUCUGUCUCUGCUGACCCCCUACCCCCUUUCGUCCCUGACCUGGCAACGCUGAGCAACGAUCAAGGUCCGCAGCCUUCCGCCGAUGCAAGCCGUCCCAUGUCAGACACUGCCGCACCGGUCUCGAGAAGGCCUACAUUGACAAGGUCAGCGAAAAAGCACAUUCGGCAGAAAUCAAGCAGGACAAACCGGUCUCUUGACUCUGCAGCGAUACCUCGACGAACCGCUUCGUUCAGCAGUGCCUUCGACCCACGCUCAACAGUCAAGAGCUUCGACGCGACCACCUUUUCGGAAGAGUAUGAUUCUGACCAGGGCGAGCCCAGCCCUGUGCCUCCGCCUCUCCGUGUUCUCAGACGGCGACCGGGUGGUGAUUUGAGGGCCGUCAAGAAUAUAGGAGACUUGGACGCCUUCCCACUGCGUAAGUCGCGGUCUGCUGGCUCGCUCACGACGUAUUCCGAGUCUAUGCGAAGCUCUUACCUGCAGAGCCCAAACCAUGACACCAGCGCCUUCGUAGACGUCGUUUCAAGCGAGUUUUCACAUCCACAAAACGAGGACACUUUCUCUCUAGGAGCUUUAGCGGAGCCAUCAGCUAAGCGACAGCUCUCCUACAUCAGCACGCACUCAUCCAGGCCGAUCAUGCGCCCCUCUUUCGAAGCAGAGGCGCAGAAACUGGCUCAAAUCCCAGACGAUGCCGACGAUGACGGUGGAGUAGAAUCAGCUCUGGCAAAACUUGAGGGCAAGUACGAGAAGAGAACGUUCAAGUUGUCCAUGGAACCUGCGAACGCGCCGCUUCCGGGCACAGUAGCAGAAAUGGUCAAUGAUCCCGUCGACGAGCCGGAAACACACAAGCAAGGUAGACAACAUCGCCAUCUGCAUGUUCUUCCUGGCGAUGCGAUCAUGGCCCACGAGCACCAUGAGGGAUCUGAGGCGCACAACAGCUUCCUGGACAUUCCUCAGCGACCGCCCACUGAGACUGGUUCUUUCUUGUCGGACAAGUCGGGAGGAUCAUACUGCUCCAUUCCUCUUUUGGAACGAGAUCUCACGGAUGACGGCCAGAGCAAGGCAAGCGCCCGAGAAUGGACCAACAGAUCUAUCCUCCAAGGACCUGAUGACGAUAUCACGCCAGCAGUUACUCCUCGACCAGUCGAAGGCACCAUCUCGUUCCCUUCUUCAUUCGAGGUCGUUCACAAAACCGAGAGCAUGGAGAAGAUCAAGGCGGGCGAGACGAAGGCCCCUCCAAGCGAGCAGUCAUUUUUGGACGACGACAGCGAUGGCGAAGACGACAUGAUUUCGGAUCUUUCUUCUGAGCUCUCCGCAGAGAUCAUCGAGACGGAUGAGUUCGCGCCAAAGGCACCAGGCCCCAAGUCAAACCGCAGUGUGUCUGUUGUCGAAUUCGAUCCUCGCCCGCUAAGAGAGUCAACUGUCAGCCCAGUCGACAGCCGCGACCCUCCCUCCCCGCCCAUGACCCUCGUUCAAGCCCUUCGAAUGUCGCCGGAAGCCGCCAUGGUUCCGGAGCUUCGCGAGAGCCAAGUAUUCCAGCGGAAACCCUUACCGCUCACUCCAGACGCAACCCCAAUUGACGGCGUGCGCUCUGAUUCACCCGCUGAUCCUACCGGUACGAAGGAGGCCCUGCGCGGUCAGCCCUCACCACAAGAGCAAGAGCGGGAGUCUUCGCUGAGAAUGUCGGUUCAUCUGCCGUUCAUCCUUGCUUUCGACUCAGAGAUCUUGGCACAGCAGUUUACUCUCAUUGAGAAAGACGCUCUCAAUGAGAUUGACUGGAAAGAGCUCAUUGACAUGGGUUGGAAGAACGCAACCAACAACGACUCCAGAUCAUGGGUGGACUUCCUUCGCAACACGGAUGCGCGCGGGGUCGAGGUGGUCAUUGCUCGCUUCAACAUCAUGGUCAAGUGGGCUUGCAGCGAGAUCGUGCUCACACAGAACAUUGAAGAACGCGCCCGUUGCAUCAUCAAGUUCAUCCACAUCGCGGCUCACUGUCGCAAGUACCGCAACUUUGCGACAAUGAGCCAAAUCACCAUUGCUCUGACAUCCAUGGAAGUGUCACGACUGACAAAAACUUGGGCUAUGGUUCCUCCUUACGAUAUGAAGACUCUUCAAGAACUCGAGGGUCUCAUCUCACCCACUCGCAACUUUUACAACUUGCGUAAGGAAAUGGAGGGUGGUUCUGACACGGGCUGUAUCCCGUUUGUCGGCAUAUACACACACGAUCUUCUCUUCAACGCCCAGCGGCCCUCUGAAAUCGCAAGCUCGCCAACCACCGCACCUUUGGUCAACUUUGAGAGGUGCAGAUACUCUGCUACGAUUGUCAAGACACUGCUCCGACUGCUUGAGGCGAGCACUCUCUACGAAUUCCAGCCCGUCGAGGGCAUCACCGAGCGCUGUCUCUGGAUGAGUGCGCUCAACGAUGAGGACAUUCGUAAACACUCUCAUCGCCUCGAAUGA